Paramormyrops kingsleyae is the source of this 2840-nucleotide messenger RNA. RefSeq names its product myeloid associated differentiation marker b (gene myadmb). Gene Ontology annotation, cellular component: membrane. Lineage: Eukaryota; Metazoa; Chordata; Actinopteri; Osteoglossiformes; Mormyridae. The record is from RefSeq and is a predicted model, not a curated record.
AGUCACUGGUGGUUACCUUAACAGCACAGUAAGGGAAGCGUCUGUUUAAAAUACGAAAGUAAAAGAAAAAAAAUAUCAAUUUCAAAAUUAAUUCAUUGUGCCCUUGAGACUGAUAUUUCAUAGCAGUAAGAAGAGGAAAUUGUGAGGAAUGAAGAAUGUGGAAGCUGAAGAUCGCCGACAGAGUUGAGCACCUAAUUUGGCAUGGGCGGGGUGCGCGGAGACUUUGCCUUCUCGUCCCUUUUUUAAAGCUGAACCUAGACAGAAGCGCAGGCAGCCGCCGAAUCGCUCCACAGCCCUCGGCCGGGAUCCGGAGAAGACUUUAAAGGCCAUCUUGGGAGACCUCGUGUUGAGUUCAGAUUCGCUGAAGACUUAAAGCGCUUCACUGGGUAAAGAAUCCUCACGUGACAUUCGGCGAACCGAUACUGCAAGCCAGCGCUGGAGCAGAAAUACUGAACCGGUGCCUCUGGAAACUCCUCAAGAACGUCAGCAAAGUCUGGAUCCUCCUGAACAGCAGAUCUAACCCUCUUUGGCCGUCGCCUGUAUCUCCUCUGUACCCCGCCUGCAGCCUUAGACUCCCUCGCAACAUGCCGCUGGUCGUGGUCCGCUCGUCCCCGCUGCUGUGGGUGCGCCUGGCCGCCCUGAUCUUCUCCUGCGUGGCCUUCAGCGUGGCCGUUCACGGGGCGGGGCUGCACUCCAGGACGGCCGACUGGUGCAUCUUCUGCUGGAGCUUCAGCUUCGCCGGCACGCUGCUGGUGCUGCUGGUGGAGCUGUUCGGCCUGCAGACCCGCGCGCCCGUCUCCUGGAAGAACUUCCCCAUCACGUUCGCGUGCUACGCCUCGCUGCUGUGCCUCUCCGCCUCCGUCAUCUUCCCCCUGUACUUCCUGAAGGGCUACCCCCGGGGCCGGAGGGAGUACGACUUCCGCGUGGUCUCCACCGUCUUCUCCUGCCUGGCCACCGUGGCCUACGUGAGCGAGGUCAGCAUCAGCAAGGCGCGGCCCGGCGAGGUGUCCGGCUACAUGGCCACCGCUCCCGGGCUGCUCAAGGUGUGCGAGACCUUUGUGGCCUGCAUCAUCUUCGUCUUCAUCAGCGAGCCGAUCUCCUACGAUCAGCACCCGGCCCUGCAGUGGUGCCUGGCCGUCUACUGCAUCUGCUUCAUCCUGUCGGCCGCCAUCAUCGUGCUGUGCGUGGGCGAGUGCACAGGCUGCCUGCCGUUCCCCUUCGCCCGCUUCCUGUCUGCCUACGCCCUGCUCGCCGUGCUCAUGUACCUGUCCGCCACCAUCAUCUGGCCCAUCUUCAAGUUCGACAAGAACCACGGCGGCACCACGUACCGCCCGGCCCAGUGCGGCUCCCAGCCAGGGUUCUGUGCCUUCGACAAGCUGGUGGCCGUGGCUGUGCUCACCGCCCUCAACUUCAUCCUCUACCUGGCCGACCUGAUCUACUCCGCCCGCCUGGUCUUUGUCACCGUGUAGGCGCAGGCGGGGGGGGGAUGUGCAGAGUUGUGCGAAGGAGAGUAUAAGCUGUUUUAAUAUGCUGGCUUUAGCUUUAAACUUCCCAGGUUCCGCAAAAUAUUUGCCUUUUGCCUUACAGACAUCGCAGCAUAUACAUCACCUUAGAUAUUUAAGCAUUUUUUAAAUUGAUUAUACUUUGGUUAUUUGUUGUUACUGUUAGCAAAAUGUCACUGUGUCCCUGGGAGAGAUCCAAGACCUGUAUGACGUUGUUGUUAUUGCUGUUUUAUCACAGAACUUUUUUUAUAUUGUUUUUUUUAACAACCGUGGGCCAUAAUAUGUUAAAUCCUGAGUUCUUAAGAGUUGUAAUACAUUUUAUAUAAAGAAAAUCACUCAGAGAAGGCCGUAGACUUCUGUGAUAGUUUUAAAGUGUUCAAGUUUACAGUAAAUACAUGUAUUCACAUGAACUUGAAUAAUGCAUUUAUGAGGUUGUGCGAUUGCUUAUUCUUAGUAUUUCUUAAAUAACCCGUUUUUAAGCGUAUGAGAGUGAAGUUAUGAAUUUAAAUCACGUUCUUGAACACCUGUCCAUCUUGAUGCGUGUGUUUGUCUUGAUCACUGCCACCCAAAGAUCACAGCCCAGUACCCCGGGGCGCUGUUGAGUCCUUAGAUUAUACAGUUAUAUACGGGGUGAAAUAUAUAUGUUAACACCAGUACUGCCGGAUCUUCCUUUGUAUGAGAUAUGGUCCUUGUCAUCUUUAGCGUUUCCCAUUCAAGGUUUAACUAUGCAGGUAAACGAGGCGGAUCUGUCGUGUUAUUUUUAUUACUGUAAAUGUUUGUGUGUUUUCCCAGAAGUAUGAACACGGUCAUUUUUCGCCAUUGAAGUUACUCACCAGCUUGUUAAUUUUUCAGCGGUUAAAAACUUUAGAGAAAUGGUUUUAUUCCCCGAUAUAAUCGGGAAAGUGUAUCGUGACCCAGGAACAAAAAGAUACCCAUUUGUGAUUUUACUGUGCUUUUUAUUCGGCAGGAAAAAGGUACCAGCCGUUAACUGUUAAGAUGAAUGUGCUGACAUUGUAUUUUUGUUUUUCUUUAAAUGGGUUAUAAGUGGCAGCUACCAGCGCAAAUGACUUUUCAUCAAUUUCAAGGACCCUUAUAAACGUGUCCCAAUGAAGGAUUUGUCGGCAUUGGAAAACCAUGGACAGAGUGCUAUAAAAUGUACCGAUGUUGCAAAACAAGGUGCCUAAUGAUUUUUUGAAGGCGAUUUAAACAAAGAAACGUCGCCUCAGUUCGCUUCUGUCGGUGUUUACGGCUGUACCAAUAACCUGAGCAUUCUGUGUACUUUACACCAGUGUUAGUGUUGCAAGUCAGUGUUAAAUAAAGGCCACACCAGGAGAAAUA